AUGGUAAAGAUUUCAUUCCAGAACUGGGCUGAUCAUGCAUUUCUAGGACAAAGAUUUGGUGAGAACAAAUCCAAUAUUGCUAAGAAUUUUAAUAGCGUGAUUAAGCAUGAUAAGAGGCUUCCAGCAUUUGAGGUUAUCGAUGCUAUUCGUGCCAGGGUAAUGGUGCAGAAUUACAAGAGGUUGAUGGAGUCUAGUAAGUGGACUACAAAGCUUACUCCCCGGAUGAAGGAUAGGAUCAACAAGAGGGUAACUGACUGUCGUUUUUACAAGUUCCGAAGAUCAAGUGAGAAAUUUUUUGAGACCAUUUCUCCUACUGGAAAGAAAACAGUUGACUUGGAUGCUAGGACAUGCACUUCAAAUUGGUGGCAAAAACAUAAUUUUCCUUGUACCCACUCGAUGAAAGUGAUGUUGCAGAUUGGCAAAGAUGAACCUUACAAGUACAUCAUUCCGUAUUAUAUGACUGAGUACUUGUGA
Papaver somniferum (opium poppy) is the source of this 474-nucleotide messenger RNA. RefSeq lists its product as uncharacterized. The transcript has a single exon. Gene Ontology annotation, molecular function: zinc ion binding. The record is from RefSeq and is a predicted model, not a curated record. Bases 1 to 474 code for a protein of 157 amino acids. Lineage: Eukaryota; Viridiplantae; Streptophyta; Magnoliopsida; Ranunculales; Papaveraceae.